This is a messenger RNA of Suillus subaureus, 1519 nucleotides long. Its product is annotated as interferon-inducible GTPase-domain-containing protein. The transcript has a single exon. Gene Ontology annotation, cellular component: membrane. Gene Ontology annotation, molecular function: GTP binding. The record is from RefSeq and is a predicted model, not a curated record. Bases 341 to 1519 code for a protein of 392 amino acids. NCBI's taxonomy places the organism in Eukaryota, Fungi, Basidiomycota, Agaricomycetes, Boletales, Suillaceae.
UGUAACGCAAUCCUACGCCUCCCACAUCCAACUUCCUCGAGGGCAGUCGUGAAAUGAAUUUGUGGGUGUUUGACCUCGUGCAGACCAAGGGUUCCAGUGUUUGCGUCGAGCGUCCAUUUUUGGGAUAGGGGUUGAAAAACCCCUCAAGACAUUCUAUUCUACUUCUGUUCUUCGUUGUGAUCCGGUGUGAAUCUACAGCACUCAUUCUAAACCAACGUCGUUAGAUUAAAUUUCCGGUGCAUACACAUUUCAGUAAGCUUCCUCAGCUCGAAAGAUAGAAGCCAUCAUGCGACAUGAUAAUUCACAGGUCCACGCAUAACCAUUCUGUAUCACAUCGAGAAUGGGAAUCUGGUUCAACCGACUUUGGCCAGAGGUGCUCAAUCCAUCGCUUGUUGAAAUAGAAGCGGUGGUUGAGCAGGCUCGCAGGGAUGUCGAAAUUGCCCAGGCUGAGUUGAUAAAGUUCAUGCAAGAGAAUCAAGAAUCGCAGAAAAAUGCUAUGGAAGUUCAGCAAGCUGCACAGGCGCAAGAACAUAAGGAAAUGAUGGCGAAGUUCCAGGCUGAACGGGCUGCUAGCGAAGCCGCGCAGGCGCAGGUUCAUAAGGAGAUGAUGGCGAUGGUCCAAGCCGAACGCGUUGCCAACGAGGCCCGCUUGAUGGCGGAAACCGCUGCCCAUGCCGCCAAUGAAGAAGCGAAGCAGAGAGCAGCAGAGGCAGGGGAGGAGCGGAAGCGAAUCGCCGCCAUCCAGGAACAUAUCCAGAAAGACGCUCGGGCUUCCCACGAACAUACCAAGAAACUGGAAGAGGCCGCCAAUGCGGCCAAGAAAGCGGCAGUAGAGGAACUUGAGAAGGCGAACGCUGCCAGAGAAGAGGCUGAACGCAAGCUGGCUGAAGGCAUUCAGCCUGUGGUGACCCCCACACCUGAUGAAGUUCGCACCGUCAAGCAAAUUGCUCAAUAUCGUGAAGACCUGUUUCAUAUCGCAGUAGCCGGGGCAGCAGCAGGAGGCAAAUCCUCCCUCAUCAAUGCCUUCCGUGGCUUGCGCAAUAUGGAUAUCAAUAUCGGAGCUGCUGCCACUGGCGUGGUCGAGACAACGACGGUCAUGGCCCGAUGCCCCGACCCCAACACGGAGUAUCCGUAUGUCUGGUACGAUGUUCCGGGCGCAGGCACGAUGACAACUCCAGACUGGCAGUACUUCAAUGACCAGGGACUUUACAUUUAUGAUUGCAUCAUCGUCCUGUUCGACAGUCGAUUCACCAUGACCGACAUCGCCAUCCUCAUCCACUUCAGGCGAUUCAAGAUCCCCACGUAUAUCGUGCGCUCUAAGGCGGAUCAACAUAUCAGAAACCUCAUGAAGGAUAAGGGGUAUGACAGCGACCAUGACGAGGAUAGGAAGCUGCACUAUCACAAUGCACGGCAGCAGUUCAUUCAGGAAACACGCCAGAGUGUGAAAGACAACCUGGAGAAUGCAAACAUACCCGAUGCUCGGUGUCGUGAAGGAAAACCAGGCGAAGAAGGUCAUUGA